GCAACCAGGGUUAAAGUAUGGCAAGCGAAGAUGGUUUCUGCCAAGGAGCCAACGAUCGCUAUGUUUUCGGGUCUGUCGAUCAUCUUUUUCCUGUGCUGGGCGACCUGUGUCACCGCGCUCCCGGGACAAGAGAAAUUAUGGCCGGAGAAUUUUACGCGCAUCCUGGACCGUCUCUUGGAUGGCUAUGACAACAGGCUGCGUCCUGGAUUUGGGGGUCCUGUCACUGAAGUCAAAACAGAUAUCUAUGUCACAAGUUUUGGACCUGUUUCUGAUGUAGAAAUGGAAUAUACAAUGGAUGUUUUCUUUCGUCAGACAUGGGUUGACAAGAGAUUAAAAUAUGAUAGUCCCAUUGAAAUUCUAAGAUUAAACAACUUGAUGGUUAACAAAGUGUGGACCCCAGAUACUUUCUUUCGGAAUGGAAAAAAAUCUGUGUCUCAUAACAUGACAGCCCCAAAUAAACUAUUUAGAAUUAUGAGAAAUGGCACCAUUCUAUAUACAAUGAGGCUCACCAUAAGUGCUGAAUGUCCCAUGAGACUGGUGGAUUUCCCAAUGGAUGGACAUGCCUGUCCGCUAAAAUUUGGAAGCUAUGCAUAUCCAAAGAGCGAAAUGAUCUACACCUGGACAAAAGGGCCAAAAAAUUCAGUGGAAGUCCCUGAAGAGUCUUCUAGUUUAGUUCAAUAUGACCUACUUGGACAUACAGCAUCUACUGACACAAUUAAAUCUAUCACAGGUGAAUAUGUGGUCAUGACAGUACACUUCCAUCUCCGAAGGAAAAUGGGAUAUUUUAUGAUACAGACAUAUAUUCCGUGCAUCAUGACUGUGAUCCUCUCCCAGGUGUCAUUUUGGAUUAAUAAAGAGUCCGUUCCUGCGAGAACUGUUUUUGGAAUAACCACUGUGUUGACCAUGACAACUUUGAGCAUCAGCGCCAGGCAUUCCUUACCGAAGGUCUCCUAUGCCACAGCCAUGGAUUGGUUCAUAGCGAUAUGCUUUGCCUUUGUAUUCUCUGCACUGAUUGAAUUUGCAGCUGUCAACUAUUUUACGAACAUUCAGACAGAAAAAGCCAAAAGGAAGGGAGUGAAAUCCAUCCCUGAAUGUUCAGCAGCACCUGUACAGAAGGAAAUGUGUACAGAGGAGACAUCCACGUGUACAGACUCAAAUUCAAAUGUGAGGAAAAGAACAAACACCAUAGUACAACCAGAUUUGGAGACUGCCAAAAGAAUUGAGCCAGGAAACAAUUCAUUGCCUUCUUCUACAUUAACUCAGGGGCCCUUGGACAUUACGCCCCGAUCGCCUUCAGCUUCAAGUCCAAACCCAUUCAGCCGAAUUAAUAUAUCAGAAACACUGGCUUCUGCAAGAGCAACUCCUUCAGCUCCUCCAUCCACCCCAGUUUUAACAGGUUACCUUGCCCAACAGGGCACCAUGGAAUCCCCGUCCAUUCAUCAUUUACUUGGAUCUAGACUGGAGGAGAUUCAGACUACCACAAAUGCUUUGGGAGUGCCCACAAAAUCCCCAUGCCUCAGUUCUCCUCCUGCUCCAUCAGCCUUCAGCUCUGGCACCAGUAAGAUAGACAAAUAUGCACGCAUUUUGUUUCCUGUCACUUUUGGAGCAUUUAACAUGGUCUACUGGGUGGUUUAUCUUUCCAAGGACACCAUGGAAAAAACUAAGACUCUAAUGUAGUCCUGCUGCUUUGUAGUAUCUUCUCUCUCCCUCUCCUCACAGUUUAUUCUGAACAUGUAUGGAUGCAGAGUUUCUUCUUUUAAAAGUAUUUUGUUUUUUUUUUAAAAAUGGAGUCUCAACACUGAUUUUGUAAACAAAACUUCUGGGCUCAUUUUCUCAUAGUGAAGGGCAGGUAUUCUUAGAUUAUUUUAACUCAGCAAAAGGUUGGGGAGGCCAUAAAUAGUGUCUUCCAGGCUCUCUACAAAGGGCAUUUUGUAUGAACAAACUACAUUGGGCCAUGGAGAAGAACAGAGAUGGGCUAUUAAAGUCAGAUUUGUGAGAAAUGCUCUGCUUUUUUCUAAAUUUGUAUACUGAAUAAGUAGAUCUCUAUAUUUUCAUUACUUAAUUUUGCCACGCCAGUGCGAGUUGUGGUACCUGUCACUUGGAUGCUCAUCCAGAUCUUUGUUACUACAGAUCUUCCUUUAACAAAUAUAUUAGUAGCACAAUCUCAUACCUAACUGUUCAAAAGCAAGCCUUCCUUAGGGUCAAUGAGUUUAUUUCCCAGUAAGUAAGCAGAGUAUUGUGUCAGAAUGAUGACUAAUUAUGUGCUGUCAAGUCGUUUUUGAUUCCUAGCAACCAUAUCGAUUUUCUCCAUGAAUUGUGUCAAAGAAGAUGCAAAAGAAUCUUAGGUGAUUGUAUAAGCACAAAGAUUAUGAAUGUAAUUAUAAACCUAAUAUAUGGGGAUAUUUUGGGAAUGGAGAGAAUGAUAUCUACUUGUCCAGGGCUGAUGAUUUGAAAGAAUAUGGUAGAUGUGUUUUAUUAAAUUGUUUUAUCUUCUAAUAUAUCGGUUAUUAUGCCCAUGAACAGGUUUUUUUUAAAAAGAGGUGGAAAACUAUGCAAACCAUUGUUUGUUAAUAGAUGCUGAAUAUGAUUAAGGUUAAGUAUUUGGAGAACAUCUGCUAAAUAUGAGAUGUAAAAAUGCUUAACUAGGGUGAAACUAAAUCUUGUCGUAUUGAAGGGAAUCACCUGGAAACUUUACUAAGUAGAUAGGACUUGCAUUACUACAUUAAGAACUUUUUAAGUGUAUAAGCAGCCAGCCAAUGGAACAAAACACUCCAUGAUAUAAUGAGUUCUCCUAUCUUAAACCAGAAGCUGGAUACUCAUCUGCCAGAGAAACUGUAAAGGAUCUGGCAGAUCUGAGCAAUGGCUUGGAGUAGAUGAUCUAUAAUGUAUAUUCCAAUUCUAUGAUUCAUGUCCUUUAUAUAGGCUUUGAAAUAUUUGCAUUACACUUCCACAGCCCAAUGCUCCUCAGAUCACAGAAUCAAAGAAUAAGAGUUGAAAGCUAGUUUGGGAACAUCUGUUCCAGCCCUUGUUGUAUUUUCACAAUUUCCAGUCUAUAGACAAGAGGUUGUACGGAAGUUGAAAACUGGAGGACUCAGACUGGAGAGGACCAAAUGAAAGUAAUGUACUUAGACUUCCUUCUGUUUUUAGUUUGCAAUUGCCAACAUAACAGAUGCUUCUCUUGCUUGCCAUGCAUACCUUCCUAUGUUUCUAUUGUGGUUUAGCCUGAAUAUAAAAAUGGUGAGAUCCCUGUUGCAAACUAAGUAGGCUUAGGUACAUUUUAAUGUAGAAUCAGUUGAUACAUUAACCAUCGUUGUGUUGGAUUUGCUUCUUGUAGUUCUUUAUCAAGACAUACUGCAAACAUAACAUUUUCUACAGAAACAUUACUGUGGUAAUCUAUGCAGAUUAUUGGUCAGGCAGUAAUCAAGAUCUGGGACUAAAUCAUUGUGAUAAACACCAAUGAGAAGGUGG
Thamnophis sirtalis is the source of this 3468-nucleotide messenger RNA. RefSeq names its product gamma-aminobutyric acid receptor subunit alpha-4. The record is from RefSeq and is a predicted model, not a curated record. Gene Ontology annotation, molecular function: extracellular ligand-gated monoatomic ion channel activity; GABA-A receptor activity. Lineage: Eukaryota; Metazoa; Chordata; Lepidosauria; Squamata; Natricidae. Gene Ontology annotation, cellular component: membrane. Gene Ontology annotation, biological process: gamma-aminobutyric acid signaling pathway; chloride transport; monoatomic ion transmembrane transport.